AUGGAGCAUGAGACAAAGCCUGUCCCAAACGCUUGGAAGAUUCCCAAACCCACCUCUGCUAGAUCUGCUAGCCCUGCAUCAGCAACUAAUAAGUCUAGUGCCAACGGCGAUUCCCGUAGCGGUAAGAAUAGUCCAUCACCAGCAUCAAACUCCCCCACGGCAUCGGCAAACUCCGUGCCGUACAAUCAAAGCUGGAAAGUUGUUGGAAGUCCGCCUACUAAUGUGAUCCGAAAUGUUCCGCAAAGUUCAGAUGAAUAUCAAGUUUAUGCAAAAAAAUCAGAUGAAGACAAUCAAGAACAUAAAUUACGACGUCCAUCUAGUAAUUCGAGCACACCACAAAGAUAUUUAAAUGGUGGAGCUGAUCUAACCUCUCGAUUAGUCUCGUCUAAUUCACCACCACAAAAAAUCCAGCAGGGUAUUCCAAAUGGAAAUGGAGAUUCUGCCAACGGCGGUAAAUGGAAUGCUUUAGGGGGGCUACAAUGGACCGGUUCAUCUAUUUGGAAUGAAAAAAAUCAGCCAUCUGGCCCUGGAUCAAAACAAGUUCCUCAUACAUCUCCUACUCCUCCUCCUACUGUAAAUAAUGAAGAUGUUAAUAGCAGUUCUUCAUAUGAAAGGGAAAUAAGCUCUCCUCCAGGUAUCACUGGAAAAUUACCUGUUCCUGUUCCUCCAAAUCCACAGUAUCGUCAACAUCGAAGCCUUUCUUUUUCGGUUGGACAACAUGAUACUGAUUUGUUUAGUUGUUAUGCUCCUGCUUCAACAUCUCGUCGUGAUAGUGAGGGAGGCUUGCGUUUUGCAUAUCGACAUUCACUCCCAGUUAUGGAAGAGGAAACCGAUGAUUUUUCACAAUUUAAUAUGAAAUUCCGUACAAGAUCAAAAUCCUCCGCUGCCGCAUAUGGUGUUAUUUCUGGCCACCAUGAUCUUCCGCAUGGAGAUGAAAUGAGUGGUUAUCGACGAGACUCUGAACAGUACUCAGAAUCUGGUUCAAUUUGGAACAAUCAGAGUUCUCAGAGUGAUGGUCCUAUUCUUCAUCAUCGACGUUCUGUUCCUGGUACAUCUGAUUAUGGAACCAUGUGGGAUUUGAACACACCAAGACAACCGCCAUCUUCUUACCUAGCAGUUAUGGCUGGUUUACCUACUGAGCGUGAACGCUUAGAAAAAAUGAGGCAACGUCGCUUCUCUCUUUCACAGGCACCAACAUAUGCACAUGAAUACCAAUAUAUGGAUGGAAAUCAGGACUUACGAAUGCUAAAUCAUCGUACAACAAUUGAUCCAGCAUAUGCACAUCUUGUGCAAAGACGACAUUCAGUUGCAGGACCUGCGAUCUCUUUCUCAAACAACCAGCCGUCUCGAUAUAAUAUGAAUAAUAUAAAUGAUGCAUUGGAAUCUCUCCAUUUAAGUAAUGUACAGCAGGCAACAUAUACUCAUGAUACUGGGUAUGCUAGCAUUCCAGAAGACAUUGAUGAUUAUUUUGAUAACGACGAACAUCAUACGCGAGCGUGGAAUGAACUUGGAAAGGGUCUUCCACUUCAUGCUGUUCCUACACAUGGUCCUCUAUUUCUUGUUGAAUUUAAAGCAGGCCGUACUGACUUAUUUUACGUUGCCGAGAAUAGUGGAAACAUGGUUAAGAAAGGUGAUCUCGUUAUUGUUGAGGCGGAUCGAGGCAAAGAUUUAGGAAAAGUAACAAAUGAUUCAAUUAUGCCUCAUCAAGUUCAGUUAUUGCAACAGCAACAAGCAGAUUCCAUUAAUGAUGGUCAUCGUAUGAAUAAAGAAAUUCAUCCAAAACGUAUCUAUCGAUUAGCACAGCCUGCAGAAGUUACAAUGCUUGUUACAAAGAGCCAAGAUGAAGCAAAGGCUAUGCUAGUUUGUCAGACUAAAGUUCGUCAAAAGAAACUGCCAAUGGAAGUUGUUGAUGCCGAAUACCAAUG
This is a messenger RNA of Dentiscutata erythropus, 1925 nucleotides long. Lineage: Eukaryota; Fungi; Glomeromycota; Glomeromycetes; Diversisporales; Gigasporaceae. The record is from the annotation of a GenBank genome assembly.